Messenger RNA from Batrachochytrium dendrobatidis JAM81, 858 nucleotides. RefSeq lists its product as uncharacterized. The record is from RefSeq and is a predicted model, not a curated record. NCBI's taxonomy places the organism in Eukaryota, Fungi, Chytridiomycota, Chytridiomycetes, Rhizophydiales. The annotation marks the transcript as partial. Gene Ontology annotation, molecular function: protein binding. The transcript has 2 exons.
AUGCAAGCUAUACUGGAACGCGCAGAUGCUGAUGUCGUUCGAUAUGGCGGUAUCUCUGUCCUUCCACCUGCCAUAUUUUUUUCACUAUUGAAUUGUCAUGUCAAGCUACAACAAACUGAUUCGGCUGAAUUAAUCUGGGAGUACAUGCUGAGUCAGGGUAUUGGUAUCAGUAUCGCUUCAGUCAAUCUCAUGCUUCAGUGCUAUGCUUCGUUGGGCAGGGUUGACAUGGUUCAAGCCUUGAUGAAAAAAUGUGCUGAAGAAGGUAUUGCAAAACUCGAUAUACAGUCGUUUGUUACUCUCAUUGAUGCCUACUCGAAAUCUGGACAGACAGUAUCUAGCUUGGAAGUGUUGGAUCGUGCACUUCAAUCAGACAUUCCUUUGAACAUCCGUAUUUUCAAUCACAUUAUUUCUGGACUGGCCAAAAAUGGAAAGUUUGCAGAGAUGAUAAAAGUGCUCGUGUUUAUGCAAGAAAAAGAAUUCUUACCAAAUACAGCUACAUUUAACAUUAUUAUCGACCUAUUUGCAAAACAAGGCGAUCAUGAAAACGCUUUUGCAAUGUUGGAUGAAAUGAUCAAGCGAGGUGUGCAGCCAAACGUGGUGUCUUAUAAUACGGUUCUUGGUGCAUAUGGUCGUGCAGGCAUGCUAUCCCAAGCCCAAGAUAUUUUUGACACUAUUGAUAAAAUGGGAAUCAGUCGAACUGUCACGACCUACAACUUGCUGAUUUCUGCAUAUGGAUUUCAAGGGCACAUGCAAACUGUGCUAAAUCUGUUUGAACAGAUUCAGGAUACUAACUUAUCGCCUGAUCGCAAUACAUUUGCUGUAAUGAUUUCGCUGCACGGCAUGCAUGACUGUUACGAC